AUGGGCAUAGGGGUUAUUAUCAGGGAUUCUCAGGGGCUUGUAAGUGCUGCUUUAAGCUUCACUAGAGAAGGUUUUCCUGAGCCAACCACAGCAAAAUCAAUGGGGGCUCUAUGUGCAGUGGAAUUUUGCAGAGAUUUGGGGAUGCAGAAUAUCAUCUUUGAGGGGGAUGUUGAAGUGGUGGUCAAGGCUAUAAAUGUUAAUGUCUCUAUGUGUAGUAGUUAUGGACAAAUCAUUGAGGAUAUCAUAAGAGUUUUAGCUGGAUUCAAAAAAUGGGAGGUGUUGCUUGUCCAGCAGGAAGCUAAUGAGGCAACCCAUGGUCUGGCAAAACUUGCAGCACAGGAAAAAAUGGAAAAAGUUUGGAUAGAGGAGAUUCCCAAUAGCAUUUAUUCUAUUGUAACUUUAGAGCAUUUUGCUCUUUUUGUUUAG
This is a messenger RNA of Corylus avellana, 426 nucleotides long. RefSeq lists its product as uncharacterized. The record is from RefSeq and is a predicted model, not a curated record. Gene Ontology annotation, molecular function: nucleic acid binding; RNA-DNA hybrid ribonuclease activity. NCBI's taxonomy places the organism in Eukaryota, Viridiplantae, Streptophyta, Magnoliopsida, Fagales, Betulaceae.